AUGUCGGCAUCGUGUCAAGUCAACCCUCUGCAACAGUUUGUCAGCAAAGGAGAUUCAGCCCAAGGACGGGGAUUUGGGUUUUCAGCUCAGCAGCGGCCCUCGGAGCAACAGCCUCUGCCUGUCGAGUAUUCUUUCUUGCAUGAACAAGAAGGAGCUUUACAAGGCAGUAACAUGUUUUUAGCGGUGCAGCAGCCAUCAUCGCUAUCGCAUUUGCAGGCUUCUCCGGGGCCUGCUUCGAGGUCCUGGCUUAACCAGUUUUCAUCAAUGAAGCUGGAAGAUCCGCUGUCGUUUGACAGCGAUUAUAGGAAGCAUUAUGCCAAUUACGAGUCGCAGCAACUGCUGCAGACACGCCAGCGACUGUCAAACAUGUCGCCUACUUUAAACAGAACCAUGUACUACCAGCCUGUGAACUCAUACUUCCGGCCUCCUCCUGCUGAGGGUCAACCUAUGACAGAUGCAUCGGAUUCUAGGCUUGACGAGGAGUUUCAAUCUCUGGAAGCGGAGUUGCAGAAGGAAAAUCCGGGCUCUCAAGAUGAGAAUGUGGGAUUCGAUGACGAGCAGGUGGAAUUUCAAAGAAUAGCCAGUGAGAUCGUUGAGUCUUGCUCCAGUACAUCGCAUUCGCCAUCACCUGUGAGCUCGAAACUGUACAGUUCAAAGUUUAUGACUCUAAUGCGCAACGUAAGCGAAGGAUCGGUUACGCUAAGCCGCGGAAAUAGUACUCACAGUGCGGAGUUCCAUUCCAGCGAUGGAGAGGUCAUCGGUAAUGAAUUUUCUCCCGUUGCGGACCAUGUUCAUGAAUUAUCGUGA
This is a messenger RNA of Torulaspora globosa, 807 nucleotides long. It is a transcript of the gene PEX21, whose product is annotated as Pex21p. The record is from RefSeq and is a predicted model, not a curated record. Lineage: Eukaryota; Fungi; Ascomycota; Saccharomycetes; Saccharomycetales; Saccharomycetaceae. The transcript has a single exon. The coding region runs from base 1 to 807 and encodes 268 amino acids.